Molecule: messenger RNA, 2275 nt
Organism: Morus notabilis
Lineage: Eukaryota; Viridiplantae; Streptophyta; Magnoliopsida; Rosales; Moraceae
Product: protein POLLEN DEFECTIVE IN GUIDANCE 1
Exons: 11
Coding region: 34-1935 (633 amino acids)
Biological process (GO): maintenance of protein localization in endoplasmic reticulum
Cellular component (GO): endoplasmic reticulum membrane
Source: RefSeq, a predicted model, not a curated record
UAUUAUUUUUGAGGUCAUCGGGUGGUGGUGGCCAUGGCGUUGAGACCCGCCGGAAGAAAGCUCUCCUUCCACAUUCUCUCCGAAACCAGUUCCUUCGACGACGCCGACGAAGCUCUUCUCCGUCGUUCAAACUCAGAUCCAAUUCGGAAUCACGAUCACCGCCAUGACCAAUCCGAUGAGAAGCAGAAGCUGCAUCGGAAGAAACGAAGGAAGCGAAAGAAGGCGACGAUGGCAGCGGCCAUCAAGUCCCCGAUUCCCGAGGAUACGAUCGCCGAGAAUGGCCUCGAAUUCGGUUCAGUAACGGACGGUUCUAGAAUCGCCGACGCGUUCUCUUCGAGCUACAACUGUUCGAACGGAGUUGAACUGAAUUGCGAGGGUUUCGGCGUCGCGAAGGUUGUUUGGCAGGAGAAUGGCGGGAGUGUUUCAACGGUGACGACGGUGGUCGCGGAGUCGCCGGGGUUUCAGAAUGUGUUUAAUUGCGGAGAGUUGAGGCAGAGGAGCGUCAAUGGCGGCGGCGGCGGCGGUGAUGGAGUCGUUGAAGAUGUUGCGUCGCGUGUGUGCGGUGAAGAAAAGGUCGAGAGCGGUGUGGAGGUGAAUUCCGCCGGGAAGCAGAGGAACGAGCCGAAUGGGAACGUGGUUACAAAAUUGGAGACCGCUGAAUCGUUGGAUUGGAAGCGGCUCAUGGCAGAAGAUCCAAAUUACAUGUUUUCUUCCGAGAAAUCACCAUUGAAAUACUUCAUGGAUGAUAUGUUAAGUGGGAAUUCUUUGCGGAAUACAACUACUGCGGGUAAUGAGAAAGAACGUGAAAGAGUUUAUGAUACAAUCUUCCGAUUGCCCUGGAGAUGUGAACUGCUCAUAAACGUCGGCUUCUUUGUCUGCUUUGAUUCAUUUCUGUCGCUGUUAACGAUCAUGCCAGCAAGAAUUCUGAUAACCUUUUGGAGACUUCUAAAAACGAGGCAGUUCAAAAGGCCAUCUGCAGCAGAGCUUUCUGAUUUUGGCUGUUUUUUAAUAAUGGUUUGUGGAGUCACCCUUUUGGAGCGAGCAGAUAUCAGCUUAAUAUAUCACAUGAUCCGUGGUCAAGGAACAUUCAAAUUGUAUGUGGUCUACAAUGUAUUGGAAAUAUUCGAUAAAUUAUGUCAAAGUUUUAAUGGAGACGUGUUGCAAACUCUAUUUAAUUCAGCUGAAGGACUUGCAAACUCUUCGUCAGAAAACAUGAGCUUCUGGAUUUGGAGAUAUGUGUGUGACGAAACUUUAGCUGUUGCUGCUUCCAUUGUUCAUUCUUUUAUCUUAUUAGCUCAGGCAAUUACUUUAUCGACCUGUAUUGUUGCUCACAACAAUGCAUUGAUGGCUUUGUUGGUGUCAAAUAACUUUGCUGAGAUAAAGAGCAAUGUUUUUAAGCGCUUUAGUAAAGACAAUAUUCAUAGUAUGGUAUACUAUGAUUCAGUGGAGAGAUUCCAUAUUUCAGCAUAUAUCUUAUUUGUUUUAGCUCAAAACAUUCUGGAGGCGGAGGGUCCCUGGUUUGAAAGUUUUCUUUUUAAUGCUCUCUUGGUGUACCUUUGUGAAAUGGCUGUUGAUAUCAUAAAACAUUCAUUCAUUGCUAAAUUUAACGGCAUAAAGCCCACUGCAUACUCCGAGUUUCUUGAGGACCUCUGCAAACAGACUUUGAAUAUACAAUCGGAUGAUUCCAAGAACAUUCUCUCGUUUGUUCCUCUGGCGCCAGCUUGUGUGGUAAUUCGAGUAUUGACUCCAGUAUAUUCUGCCCACCUUCCUUCCAAUCCCUUGCCAUGGAAGCUCUUUUGGAUUAUUCUGCUGUUUUUCAUGACCUAUGUUAUGUUAACCAGUCUCAAGGUGCUGAUAGGCAUGGGAUUAAAGCAGCACGCGACGUGGUAUGUCAACAGGUGCCGGAAAAGAAAACAUCAUCUCCAUUCUGAUUAAUUCAAAGAAAGAAAUCUUCACAUACAUCAGGCUCGACUUCUCUGGCUGCUGAAAGUCGGUCAACGUUGACGGGUUAAAGAUCAAACCCACUGGAACUGUCUUUGACCGCAUGGUCCAGAAGUUUAGAACAGCAUGAGGCAGAGCAUCCCCGUCUUAUGGUCUUUUGUUGAGUUCUCAGGGUGGUUAUCUUUCAAUUUUGUUACAUAGAAAGGUUACUACUUGUUCCGUAGCGAAUUGGCUGUGUAUACAAAGGCAACAAAGCCGCUUCAAAAUUGCAAAAUCGAUAAUGUCAAUUGUCAUUUAGCUCCCUGUAUUCAAAUGAAAAAAGAUUGUUGAAGAA